AUCCUCGUUGUUAAAACUUCUGACUCAAUUCCGUCUCCAUUAUCCUUUUCAAUUCCACAACCUGCCACUCAUCUCAUGCCAUCGAUUAGGUUAGCCGCUGAGAAUCGACUUCCUCCGGGAAGGUUAUCUCGAGCUCUACUCACAUCUUUCUUCCCCUUCAUCUUCUUAUGGUUUAAGGUAUUAUCUUCAAUUUUUAAAGAUAGUGACUAUUGGAGCGCUAAGAACCCAUUUCGCACUGCUCACAAGCAAGCCUGUCGCUAGCCUUAACUUCAUCAAUCCUCAAUUGCGUGGUUUUUUUCAUCUUCUACUGAUCAUGUCAAUCAUUAAUCUCAUUCGGUUAUGCUAUUUUUGAAUAUACAAUUGCAACUAGGUCUUAACUCUGUCCUUUACAUCUUCUGUGAAGCGCAAUUUAGUGAAUUCGAAGAGGCUCACUCAAGAUUAACUCACCUUGUUUAUUUUGUAAAGUAUGUUUCCCUCAGUUGGCAGAGGUUCCCUUCCCUGCCCUCCACUAUUCUCUGGUGAUGAACAUAUUAACCUCCUCCGCAGAACUCUUGGACCUCAUAAAAAAUGUGGACAUUGUUUUUAAUUUGAAACCUUAGAGCCCGUUUGGUAGUAUCAAAAUCGGUUGUUUUGGCUGAUUCUGCUGAAAUUUAUAAAGUUGUGGUUGAAGUGGCUGUAUUGGCUUAUUCUGCUGAUUUAAGAAAAAGUUAUUUUUAAAAUAUUUUAUUAAUAAAAUAAAGAAAAAAUUAUAUGUAAAAAUAGUUAAAAUAAUCAUCUACAGUUCAGUCAACAGUUAGAAAAGUAACUUCAAUCUUACUUUUUCUCUUUAUUACAUAUUGAGCACGGGAAAACAAAAAGUGUAGAAGGUCGUUUGAAAACACUUAUUAUCCACUUAUCAAUCAUUUUUCAUGAAAUACGUUUGGAAAAUGAAAAAUUACUUUGGUAGUUUUCCAUUUCUUUUCCUGCUCCGUACCCCUGGCUCGCCUUAACUUCUCCACCGCCGUAAUCUGCAAAUACGAAGGGCGUCUACAUUAAGGCUGGUAUGUAUCGUGAAUUCAAUAACGAACACCGGAACACGGCCAAUAAUACAUAAUUACAAUCCCCGCACCUCAUAACAAAAUCAGUGGGAAGCAAAAUUGAUUGCAUCAAUUGAGAACAAUAGCUGUAAUCGUAAUCAAUUUUGGUUCUAAAGGAUUCGCACCUCUUAAUUUUUUAUGGUAGAACAAUAGCACGUGAAUCUCGUUCACGUAUAUUCUCUUGUCGUUGCUAUCUGGGUUAUGGAGGAGCAAGACAGAAUCAGUGAUCUCCCUGCGGAUAUACUUGACAAGAUUAUGGGAUUAUUGUGGAUUGGAGAAGCCGCUAGAUGUGCCAUCUUGUCCACAGCUUUGAGAGAUGCUUGGUACAAUCUUACCGAGCUUGAUUUUGAUGAGUCCUUCUAUGAUAACAUUUACUCAGAUUGUGAUGAAGACCCAGCCAUAUGGCAUGAUAUAGUAAACGGUUACCUCAACAAGCACAAUGGAACCAUUAGAAAAUUUGUAGUCUAUUUCCGGCUUCAAGCGUGUAAGUGUGAAUUCAGUAAGUUGUUCCGUUCUGUCACAAAGAAAGGUGUUCAAGAUCUCGAGAUUGAUCUAUAUAGAUUUGAUGGUAUGAGAUACUCGCUGCCGUCCUGCAUCUUUAAAUGCCCUACACUGAAGAUUUUUAGUGCCACUGGUGUUCAAAUAGACCCAAUUAAAGCUCAUUUCAUAUUUCCCAAUGUCACUUCUCUUGUUUUUUAUGGUGUUCGUUUUUGUCCAAGGAGUCCUAAUCUUCACGCUCUUGAAGUUCCAAUUCUCCAAAGCUUGAAGUUUUGUGGAUGUAAAGACAUCUCCUAUUUUAACAUUAAUGCUCCGAAACUUUGUAGUUUAUCCAUCAUAGAAUGUUUCACUAGCAUUGCUACUGGCUAUGAAAAUCACUACUAUGACGACUAUGAAAAUGACUUUGAAAAGUGGGUAUUUAAAUCCACAUACGAUGAAAGCAGUUACGAUAGCGAUGAUAGAGAUAUGUUUUGCUAUGACCCUGUCAAGGAAAAAGACAUGUCUGAUGGUGGAUUUCUCCCUAUGAACUUGUAUUUGGGAUCUUUUUGUAGACUUCACUUGUCUUUUUUUGAUAUUUGGGAAAUCGUUGACGAGUUUAGUAGAAUGAGACUUCCAAUGCCAGCAUUAGAUGUGCAGUACCUAAACCUCACAGGUGUCUUUUUUACAGAUUCAGAUUGGAUCUCUAAGUUUGUGAGUUUCCUACAAAGUUGCCCAAAACUAUGCGAACUUGAUAUAUGUUUUCAGGUUAAGGUUCAUGAAUCUUCUUCGGGUGUUUAUAAUCUACUUUACAGUCACAACAUGCUCAAAACUUUGAAGUUUAGAUUAUUCUCAGGGUCCAAAUCUGAAGUGCAAUUUCUAACGAGACUAAUAGCCUGCUUCCCAACAUGCAAGAAGGUGUCUAUUUUUUGCCAGAGAAGGUUCGGGUCCAGGAAGAAGGCAAAUAUUAGAGAGGAGAUUCUGAGUUCUAGUCGUCUUUCGUCAACGGCAAAAAUUUAUUUGAAGUAUAACAAAGAUGCAUUAGGGGAAAUAUCUAGAUAUUACUAAAAAUACAGUGUUUUCCUAAUGUAUGACUACGGAGUGUUUAGAACUGAUUCUGCUUUUGCUUCUUGUUUAAAGCAGAAGCAUAAUCAGUUUUAGGAAGUUGGUCUCCCCCAACUUUUAAAAAAAUUCGAGUAAAUUAGAGCAUCAGAAGUACUUUUGCACUUUUAUCUAAACAUUGCAACUUUUACUUCUGCUCCCUAAAGAAGCAGAAACAGUUUUAAGAAUUAGAUCCAAACAACCCUCAAUUAUGUUUUGUAUGUGUGUAUGACUACAUAUCAUUAAAAUCGUGGACGCAUGUGUGGUAUAAUUAGG
Molecule: messenger RNA, 2927 nt
Organism: Cuscuta epithymum
Lineage: Eukaryota; Viridiplantae; Streptophyta; Magnoliopsida; Solanales; Convolvulaceae
Source: the annotation of a GenBank genome assembly